AUGGCAGGCCGUGGUCGUCGAAAUUUGCGUAAAAAGCGCGGUAAAAAGCAAGGUAAGAAGCAAGGUCGGAGGCGAGGCAAACAGCGAGUAUCAUCCAAGGCAUCACCUCAGGGGCCACCCUUCUGCAGGCUGCCUCCAGAACUGCACUUCUACAUCCUCGAGUUUUUGGACCACCGCGAUCUCCAGCAACUUCGAUGUACAAACAGGUACUUCAAGCAUCUCCCAUCCAAUCGGGAUAAAUUCCUGAUCAGACAGAGAUAUGUCGACGACUUCUUCGAAGAGGAGAAGGAGGAGAAAGAGUUUGAGGACGUUUACUUGAAUAACAUGUGGAGUGAGAGAAACAUAGCGGUGACGCUCCGGUGCUAUUUCUGUUUCCGGCGAAGGCACAUUUGCAUGUACGCCGACUCUCAGAGAAUCGCAAAGCGGAAAAAGGGGGGCGAGCAUGGCUGGAAAAGAUACUGCGUCAUCUGCGGAAUGAAGAAGAAGUGGUGGGUGCUAGGGACCAUCCAUCGAUUGGAGUGGUCGAUAGGGAUAUACUGCCGGCUGUGUUAUAGCUUCCAGAACUUGCCUUAUCGAAGACAUUGCAAGGCAGGCCUUUGCGAAGUCUGCGAGUGGCUCACCGACUUCGUCGAGUUUGAUGUCAGCGAUACCAACCGCAGGAAGAGAAGAGUGUCUGAAUGGGGCCCGGACGUGGUUGAAUGGGGAGUGGACAAGAGGCCGCUUGGGUAUCUUAGCUGGCACAGGGUGAGGCGGCAGGUUCUUCGCAAGAUACGGACGGAGAGAGAAACAGCUGGUCAUAUGAGGAAUUUGGUACAGACGGUAGAUGAACGGCUCCAAGAAGUGCGAAGGAACGGCCCUUUGGUGGAGACCAUCUGUAAUCAAUGGGCAUGUUCGCCCGAAUAUCCAGAAGGGUGGACUGUAAGAGAGCUGUUUGGCGACGUGGAGGAGUGA
This is a messenger RNA of Microsporum canis CBS 113480, 951 nucleotides long. RefSeq lists its product as hypothetical. Lineage: Eukaryota; Fungi; Ascomycota; Eurotiomycetes; Onygenales; Arthrodermataceae. The transcript has a single exon. The record is from RefSeq and is a predicted model, not a curated record. Bases 1 to 951 code for a protein of 316 amino acids. Gene Ontology annotation, molecular function: protein binding.